AACCCCUGGGUGUCCUAUUACGAAGACGAAGAACUCAAACAAGAAAUAGAGAUGGACGUGCUACGCACCUAUCAGGAGAUGCCAUUCUUUCAACAAGAGAGUGUGCAGGCAAGCCUCGGCAAGCUACUGUUUGUGUUCUCUAAGGAGUUUGCGGCACUUAGUUACAGACAGGGCAUGCACGAAUUGCUGGCCCCUUUACUGUGGGUCAGGACACACCACACACCUCUCACCGGACUUGGUAUGUUAUAUAUGCCGAUGGUUGUGAAGUUCAAAUGGUAUACAGAGGCAUUCGACGUGAGUAUGCGUUUGGGCUGA
Sphaeroforma arctica JP610 is the source of this 315-nucleotide messenger RNA. RefSeq lists its product as hypothetical. NCBI's taxonomy places the organism in Eukaryota, Ichthyosporea, Ichthyophonida. The transcript has a single exon. Gene Ontology annotation, molecular function: GTPase activator activity. Gene Ontology annotation, biological process: activation of GTPase activity. The record is from RefSeq and is a predicted model, not a curated record. The annotation marks the transcript as partial.